AGACAAAGAGGCAUCUUCACCAUGUCUACUCGACCAAAGAAAGUAGAAUGACGAGUUCAUACAAGUAGUUACUCGAUACCUACAAAGACAUGUGUCGUCCAUGAAAAGACAUGUUGCCAGAAGCUGUCAUCCCUUGAGAGGGGAUGACAAGUGCUGAUGUGGGAGGGCGGCGGCCCUUCGCGCGCCUCUUUAGAACACUCCUAGUAUGCAGCAGUGUGCUACUGCAGGAACAACAGGGGGUAGAAUGUCGACGCAUCGCGUCCUCUAUUGGAGGACGAGCCCUUUUCGGCGGGGAGCGCCAUAUGUCGGGUUUUGGAGGGGAGAAAAGAAGCAGCUUGCGGUUAACUGCGAAGAGGUUAGUUAAGGGCACCUUAAUAGACUCAAUGUGUAUCGUUUGAAAGUCAACGCAGACCCUGCCCUCAGGAUUCCUAAUGAUGAUGAGCGCUAAUACCAAGACCGGUGCAAGUGCUGGAGCGGUGCAACCGACUACAGCGAGCGCUAGUACUGCAGCGGGUGUUGGAGCUACCGCCGGCGCUGGAGCUAGCACCACGGCACCCGCUAGUGCUGCGACCGGAGCUAGCACCACAGUACCCGCUAGUGCAGGUGCUGGGGCUAGUACCACAGUGGGCGCAAGUACUGCAGGUGCACUAGGUAAUAGUACAGCGGGUGCUGCAGGAGGUAAUAGUACAGCUGUGGUAUCAUCGGUUUCUUCCACAGGUCCAGUAGUAGCCAAAACGAGUGCAACAAGUUCAACGACCAUAUCAGGAGUACCGCUUUCUAGCAUUUCUAUCGCACCAUCAUCUUCCUCGACUAAUAGUGGUAGUGGUAGUGUUAGUACAUCAGCGUCUUCAAACGGAACGUCUAGCAAGAACACAACGAGAAGCAACACCCGGAUUCUCUUUAUUAAGGCUGCGACACCAGCACCACCUAGAAGAUGUAGAUGUAUCUAUAAUUUAGCAUGAAGAUCUGUGAAUAUCCUUAUAGCAAGAAGUUCAAGUAUGAUCUUCUAAUCUUAGCCGAUUCAAUACGAGUAAUGCGACAUUAGACGGGGAUAGAUGUGGUGAAUGCGCCUGCAUCUCAGUAGACAGACGAGCUGCUCCCCAGAACCGUCGGUGCCCUGAAGAGAAUCGCUUCGCGACUACGCUUCUAACAUGGGGAGAUGGCGUGUCCUUGCGCACUCAAUGCUUGAGAGAAUGUACUAUCUAGUGCUUUUUUAUACUGUUGAAGCUUGCUCAUGCGUUUUCUUAAAAGUGAUCAAUUGUACUACUAGUAAGCGAGGAACAAGAAGAAGACAUCUUCUACGUCUGUAUCACCACCUCAAACGGACGCACUGUUGUUUCCCUUUGACCACUCUACUCCACCCACAAUCUGCGGAUCGCCGACGCACUAUUGUUUCCCUUUGACCACUCUACUCCAUGCACAGCACAUCGCCAUGGGACAAGGAAAGCCAAUUCCCGCAUCUAUCACACAUCUUCCAGGUGAAAAAUACAACAAUUCGACUGACAAAAACGCGACUACGAAGUGCCGUUCCUUUCAAACGCAGUCGAUGCCUCCGAACUGUCAUUUGCUCAAUACGAGCUACAACGCAACUGUCUGCUAAGGCAAAUUGUACCAUUUGAUGAAAAUUCUUCAUCAAAAUAGACCUCUUGGUGCCAGGCACAUCAAUCAAUCAAUCAAUCAAUCAAUCAAUCAAGACUUGUGCAUGUACUCGUGAUCUUCAUCCUCCUAUGACUUCCACGACUCUCCAGGAGGCUGUUGGAAAAUGUGCACCUUUGGAAAGUUGGUUUAAGACAAGAGCACCUACUGUAUAAUAGGGCUAAAAUGAGAUCAUUUUGUGAGAAUUCGAAUUCACACUUUCAACACACUCUAACAUCACAACGUUUCGCUAUCGACUCUGGGCUGGGGAGUCUACGGUAUGACUUGCCCUUGGGACAAAAACGCAGACCUUGUUUUUUGGAAGGGCGUUCCGUCACAAAUCUAGACGCGCGCUCCGUAGCUUUCUGGAAGGGCGAUCCGUAGCUAUUGUGAGGAUGUGCGUGUGGCGAUCCGUAACCAGUGCUGUGGAUGUGCGUGUGGAGUGGUGGCUUUGCCUCUGGACGGGAACGAAACAAAUCUAGUGAAGAAGACAUAGAAUUUUGUUUCAAUUUCAAACAGACCACUUUUUAGCAACAAAUGGACAACUACUAAUAUGAAAUAAACGACCAGCAUAUGUUGUCCUCACAGAUGUUUAACAUAUAGAGAAAUCGUCUUCGUGUCGAUGCGAUUUGAAAAUAAAGACGACCCAUUCCACAUCCAUUCUCCUGAUUGAAGACUCGUUCUCCAUUCCUUUCAAUCCUACAAAUAAAAUGCACUGCUCUGUAAAACUUUUGAAACGUCAUUUGAAUUAUUCGAAGAAGAUGAGCUGACGCCUCAUCCGGGGACGAGACGCGGCCUUUG
Amoebophrya sp. A25 is the source of this 2436-nucleotide messenger RNA. The record is from the annotation of a GenBank genome assembly. Lineage: Eukaryota; Dinophyceae; Syndiniales; Amoebophryaceae.